Molecule: messenger RNA, 204 nt
Organism: Schizosaccharomyces osmophilus
Lineage: Eukaryota; Fungi; Ascomycota; Schizosaccharomycetes; Schizosaccharomycetales; Schizosaccharomycetaceae
Product: ubiquitin conjugating enzyme Ubc1-like
Exons: 5
Coding region: 1-204 (67 amino acids)
Source: RefSeq, a predicted model, not a curated record
AUGUCUGACAGUCGUUCUCGCAGAAUCGGAAAAGAAUUAGCCGAUGUACGUCGGGAUACACAAGCUGGAAUCCAAGUUUGGACCGUGAAUGAAUCCGACAUAUCUCGACUCAAGGGAAUGUUUAAGGGCCCGCCUGAUACUGCUUAUGAAGGUGGUUACUACACUGUCGAUGUCGAAAUUCCCAUUGGUAUGAACAUUGAAUAA